Seriola aureovittata is the source of this 7419-nucleotide messenger RNA. Its product is annotated as cyclic nucleotide-gated cation channel beta-1-like. The coding region runs from base 915 to 5654 and encodes 1579 amino acids. Gene Ontology annotation, biological process: retina homeostasis; monoatomic cation transmembrane transport. Gene Ontology annotation, molecular function: cGMP binding; intracellularly cAMP-activated cation channel activity; intracellularly cGMP-activated cation channel activity. The record is from RefSeq and is a predicted model, not a curated record. The transcript is spliced from 40 exons. Lineage: Eukaryota; Metazoa; Chordata; Actinopteri; Carangiformes; Carangidae. Gene Ontology annotation, cellular component: intracellular cyclic nucleotide activated cation channel complex; plasma membrane; photoreceptor outer segment.
AUCAUUGUCUCUAAAAUGUUGAAGAGAAAUCUUUGUAAUGCUUACUACUUUUAGCACAAACAUAAACAAAAUGAUAAAAUAGAGUAAAGCAGGAAGUAAAUCCUCAUUUUAAUACGUCUGUAUGUGUGAUUAUACACAGAUACAAUGCUAAGUACCUUUACCGAAGCACUGUAUGUCAUUAUAGUUUGGAGGUAAUAAUACUUGCUAAGUGUUUACAUUUUGUUCUAUUCAACAUAUCUUCCUAUUGGUUCUGCAAAUGAGAUUUUAAACAAUAACAUAGCGGCAAACAAUGAUUUCCUAUGUAAUGAAAAAGUGGAAUAAUGGCACCCUGAGCAGAGAAGGAAGUCACACCUCUAUUGGUGAGUUUCUCUGUUAUUUUGGUUAGUGCACGUGAGUCCCUCCUGUUAAACAUUUGGCCAUCUUACCUUCACCAGUGACCGUUGAGAAAGUUAUGGAGUAAUCUUUGCCUUUACGAAGGGACCGCCCACAGGUGAGAUGAUGGCGCAAUGCAGAAUGCAGCGUUCAAGUGCAAGCGACCUUUUCAGAAUUUCCUCCAUCGAAGAAACGGGUCUGUCGUUGGCCCACAAAAACACGUCAACUUCAAAACAGGUUUUUUAGAGUUUUACUCACUCCAUCCACCGACCUGUCCCCCCCGAAUAAGUCCAAGGCUGGAUUUCUUUCCUUGGAGCUAAUACUGGUCUGCCUCUACGGAGAUGGAAGCUAAAGGGCUAAAGAGCAGCUAAAGCGAUGUAGCUUGUCUCGGAACUGGCUUUUUUCCCUCCUCUAUGUAUGGUGCUGGUUAAUCCCGUUAGCCCCAGGCAGCCACUGUGGAAAUCCCAGCACACCUGUGCUGGCUGUGCCGCACUCUGGAUCUCUACACCACCGGUAUGCAGAGCCACCUGUAGACGCACAGGAUGUUUAACUGGGUGGUGAAAGUGGUCCCCCAACUCCCUGAAGCUACCGGGACAGAUGAAGCUGCCGACUCCCCUGCUGCUCCCACUACAAAAAGCAGAGAGGUGAAGAGUCCUCCACUGAAAAACACAGAUGAGGUCACAGAGGAUGGCCAGGGGCAGACUGGAGUAUUGGGCUGGCUGUCCAAUGGGUUCGUCAGCGCUCUGCCACAACCUUCUAGCUCCCCUCGCCUCAGCAGGGCCAACUCUGAUGCCAGGUCAGGAGAGGAUGGAGAGAGGUCUGGAGUGAUUGGCUGGGUGACUCAGGGUCUGACCAAGGUGCUACCUCAGCCUGAUGAAAAGUACAGAGAGACUAACGACGACAACAAUGAAGAACACACUGAGGUCUAUGAGGUAGCAACAAUGCCAGAUUUUGAUCCCCUCCCACACAUCCCAGUGGUGGAGAUGGUGUCAGAUGACGAGGUGUCGGAGGUAGAGUGUCUGAACCCUCAGUUCCCUCCCAACAUGGUGAACUGGAUAAAGCAGAUCAUCCCCCAGCCAGUUAUACUGCCCCCUGGUGCCGUGCCCAUAGAACCAUCAUCCAAGUCCUCCCGCUCAUCUCUGGACAAACUUCUGUCUCCACCACCUGAAUCUCUCAGUGGAAUCUCACUGGACACUGACAGCAAGGCCUCAGGUGUGGUUGGCUGGUUCGUGUCGGGACUCGGCCUGAAGUUGCCUCAGCCUGCCAUUCAACCCAAAGAUGAUGCUGAGGGUGCAGCUGAAGUUCUACAGAAAGCUUCAUCCAAACUCAAACCUGACAUGGUACUGGAAGACAUGGAGUCAGACCACGAGGGUCAGCAGGAAUGUGAGGGUGGUUCCAAAGCUGAAGCACCUUCCACAUCGCUGACUCCACCAUCGCCGGCAACACACCGACAGCUGGAGGCAACACAGCAGACACAGUCCUGUUCACUGUCCAUGGCAUCCAUGCAGUCCCAGCAGUGCGGUGAUGCCAGUCCAGUACCAGAGCCAACAGAGUGUGUGACAAAAAUAUCUCAGGAAGAUGCAGAGACUCAGACAGGCCGCUGGACGCCGUUUAUUGAGAGCAUCAAGAAGGAGGCUGAAGAUGGAGCUUUGGCCACCAUGGAGGAACGUCUGCUGCAGGAGCGCAUGGAGAUGGCACGUAUGGCUGAGGAGGUGGCCAGGCAGACAGCUGAGAUGGCCAUUAGACAGAUGGCCAGUGAGGGACACUCCAUCAAACUCUCACUAGGGAGUCAAGAACUGCUGGAUGAGCCUGAAGUCGAGCUGCCAGUGCCAGAAGAAGAAGAAGAAGAAGUGAGUGAAGAAGAGCACAGUAAAGUCACAGAAAGGGAAGAGAGCAUUGCUGUGGAAGUACAGGAGGAAGAGGAAGAGACCGAGGAGCCUGCCGCCACAGAACCAGAGCCAAAGAAGGAAGCAGAGCCUCAGUGCAUCUCCCCAUCUCCACCUCCAAGUCCUGAACCAGUUAAGUCCUGUGAGUCGGAGCCUGAAUCUGAACCAGAACCAGAACCAGAACCAGUGACUAAGACCCAGGAAGCCAAUUCAGAAGCUGAGCCUAUCACCCGGCAGCCGCAGAAAGCAGAGGAAGACGGUCAAGGCACCAACGCUGACAAAGCUGCUGAAAAAGAGGAGGAAGCUACAGGGGAUGGCUGCGGUGCUCCAGUCAGCUGUGAUGCAUUUAAGAGUUGCCUGAUGCGCAUUCCUCACACCUCUGAGUGCCUCGGCAAUAUCAACGCAUUCUUCAAAGAGAACGGCAUCUCCCCCCCGAAAAUACCCUCCAUGCCUAAGCUACCCACCCAACUCUCUGACGUGACACAGUACUUACCCACCUUACCCCCUGAAUUACGCCAAGAGCUCUCCCAGAUCAGACUCACACAGGUCCCCCGAAAUAUUGCCCAGACUCUGACUGAAAUUUUGCCCAAAAACUCAGAGGGUUCGGUCGGUCCCAGUCUGUCCAGUCUAUCCCAGAGCUUUUCAAACAUCCCGGAGAAACUCUCCCAGUUUCCCAGCCGGACGCAGCAGUACUUCCUCAACGUCCGGAACCGCCUCAACAGCCUUAUGCCCCAAGAUCUCCGGUCCCGCUCCCCGUCUCCAUCCUCCCCCAGUGGUAGCGCCCUCGAAUUGCCCAAUGUGCCAUCCUAUCCGCGUCUGCCUCCAAUUGUCAGCCCCCCGUCAAAGCAGCUCAACUCCCCGUCCCACCAGCUGUCUGGUCUCUCUAACCCAGCGUUCUUCAUUGAAGAUGACUCAGACAUUUCAGCAAUAAGACCCGCAGAGACCUCCAGCCUCAGCCUUCGUCCGGCCGUCAAUGUAGAGGACGUUGACUCAGACCAUGAGAGAAAAGGAGGAGCAGGAGGAGGAGGAGGAGGGAAUGAGCAGCAGAGUACUAUCCCCCAUAUUCUCACCCCACAGGACCCCAAACUUACAACCCUCACCGUCCCUGUGACCCCAUCUGGAGGUCGUCAGAGCAAAGGAGAUAAAGAUAGAAGGCUGCAAUCUCAAAGUGAAGAUGAUGAUGAAGAAGGAAGCAUCCCUGUCAGAGCCUGGCCCAGCCAGUCCAGCCUGCACAGCACAGAUGACAUUCUGAAAGAACGUCCAGCAUCUUCAGCCAGUCAGACCAGCACAGUGGUGAACGAGCGUCUGCAGGAGCUGGUCAGGAUGUUUAAAGAGAGGACAGAGAAGGCCAAGGAGAAACUCAUUGACCCUGACAGCUCCGAUGAAGACAGCAUCAUCUCCUCUCCUCCUCAGGCCUCAGCUCCUCAGCCUGCUCCUGGAGCACAGCUGGUGGAUGGGGGAGAGAAGGAGGCAAAAGCAGGUCCAUCAGGAGGAGGAGGAGGAGGAGGAGGAGGAGGAGGUGGAGGAGGAGAAGGAGGAGGAGAAGGCGGGGUGGAGAGUGAGGCAGAGGAGGAGCAGUCUAGCAGCUGUUGCAAGGUGAAAGCUCCUCGGUGGAUACGAGCUUGUGUGCACUACUGUUUCCCCGCCAGCAUCGACCCUUUCACCAACCUAAUGUAUGUGCUGUGGAUGUUUUUGGUUUCUCUUGCGUGGAACUGGAACGUAUGGUUCAUCCCGGUGCGCUGGGCUUUCCCCUAUCAGACUCCAGACAAUAUUUACUACUGGCUGCUGACCGACUACCUGUGUGACCUCAUUUACAUCCUGGACAUCACCGUCUUCCAGCCACGUCUGCAGUUUAUUCGUGGAGGGGACAUAGUGAGUGACAAAAAAGAGAUGAGGAAGAAUUACAUGAAAACCAAACGCUUCAAAUUUGAUGUAGCCAGCCUUGUUCCCUUGGAGCUCUUCUAUUUUAAAACCGGCAUCAACCCCCUGCUCCGCUUACCCAGGCUGCUGAAGAUCAACUCCUUCUUCGAGUUCAACGAGCGUCUAGAGGCCAUCUUGACCAAAGCCUACAUCUACAGGGUGAUCCGUACCACCACCUAUCUUCUUUAUUGUCUCCACUGUAAUGCCUGUCUCUACUACUGGGGCUCUGCCUUAAAAGGACUGGGAUCUACCAAAUGGGUGUACAAUGGCGAGGGCAACAGCUACAUUCGCUGUUACUACUUUGCGGUGAAGACCCUGAUCACCAUUGGAGGUCUGCCAGACCCCACCACCCUGUUUGAGAUUGUCUUCCAACUCAUCAACUACUUUGUUGGAGUCUUUGCCUUCUCUAUCAUGAUUGGACAGAUGCGUGAUGUGGUUGGUGCAGCCACAGCAGGUCAGACCUACUACCGCACAUGUAUGGACAACACUAUUAAAUACAUGUCCUCAUAUCGCAUCCCCAAAGACGUCCAGAACCGCGUCAAAACCUGGUACAACUAUACUUGGCAAUCUCAAGGCAUGCUGGAUGAGCAGGAGCUGCUGACUCAGUUGCCAGAUAAAAUGCGUCUGGACAUUGCUAUAGACGUCAACUAUUCCAUCGUGAGCAAAGUCCCUCUUUUUCAGGGUUGUGACCGACAGAUGAUCUUUGAUAUGCUGAAAAGCCUGCGCUCUGUCGUCUACCUGCCAGGGGAUUAUGUCUGCAAAAAGGGCGAGGUGGGUCGGGAGAUGUACAUCAUAAAGGCAGGGGAAGUGCAGGUGGUUGGAGGUCCUGAUGGGAAAACGGUCUUUGUCACUCUCAGAGCAGGAUCAGUCUUUGGAGAGAUCAGUUUGCUUGCAGUAGGCGGGGGUAAUAGGCGCACAGCCAAUGUGAUUGCUCAUGGUUUUGCCAAUCUCUUCAUCCUGGACAAGAAAGACCUGAAUGAGAUCCUGGUCCACUACCCUGAGUCCAAGAAACUGCUCCGCAAGAAGGCCAGGAAGAUGCUUACCAAGGGGAAGAAACCUGAGCCCAAAGAAGAAGCUAAGGAACCCCGUCAGGUACCGGCAGCCCCGGUCAGGCAGGAGACUCCCAGACUGCUGAGAGCUGCCCUGGAAAUGACAGAGAAGUCCUCUAGACUUAAAGGAGCUCUGGCUAAAGUCAAAGAGAAGACCAACAAGUCCAGUAUCUCAUUACAGCCCUCCAUCUCUUCCUCCCUCCCCCCUCCAUCUCCAACCUCCAGCUCUGGACCUGACAGAGAUGCGGACACGCCUUCGCCCGUCUCUGCCAGCUCCACCACAUUUCACUCUGCAUCCCGCGGUCACAACAACAGCUCUGUGAUGGGAUCACAGUCCCAAAGCGACGCAGACAAAACGCUCGCUGUGGACCAAAGAAAGGAAGAUGUCAGUGAGGGUGUAGGGAAUGAGGGCGAGAAGAGAAAAUAAAGGAAGUUGUGAUAUUUUUCUAAAACUUGAGCAGAGGGGAGUGGUUGGAGAAGUUGGGAAGGAAAGGAAAGGGAGGUGAGAAAGAGUCUGCACUUUGAAAAGAGGGAGAUAAAGAGAAAGAAUUAAAAGAAAAAGGUGGCAGGUGAGAGGGGAGGGAGGAAACAUUAGAGUAAAGAAACUGCUUUUGAAGAGAAAACAGGAAUAAUCAAUGCUGAGUAUAUCUACCAAACACUGACAGGAUGCUGAAAUGAAAGACACUGGUCUUGUAUAAAAACUGUUUUAUUGUCAGACUGAUCUGUUAAAGUUGUGUGGGGCAGCCUCAAUGCAAAAUAUCAAAGUGGUACUGUAUUCAAUCAUGAUGCACUUGUCCAUUUAGUACAUUAUAACCAACAUAUUUACAGCAUGCCAUGCAGUUGUAAUAUACCUUUAAACUUAAAAAGCCGAUAUAAGAUAUUUUGUCACUAGUGUUGCCCCUGCCUCUCCCCGGUUUUUCAAGCUAGACCAAUGGAAAAUACAAUUUCAGAUUCCUAUGUUCUCCAAUUGCUUUGCAUUCCUCUUUCAACCUCCACCCACUGUUCAUCUCUGCUAAUCUCAUUAUUAAUUCAUUUAAUGCAGGAGUAAGCCAUUCCUUGCCGGGUUACCUCUUCAGACGCACAUUUCCAUCAUCUACACUGAGUUUACACGACUGAAUUCACUGUAGCUAUGAUGAGUGAAGUUUGUGUGGGAUGGCAUAGUUAAGCCAUAACAGUUAACUCAGAUCAGUAGUUUCUACAGAGCUGAACUUAUUGUGUUUGUACAACAUACAAAAUUAACAAAAUGAGAAAAUGUUUUUGCUGUUGUUGUCAGCUAAAUGUUUGCAAAUUAUUUUGUAAACUUCAACGUACAAUAUGCCUUAUGUGUUUUGUCAUUUAACUUUGUGUUUUGUUGGAGUGAGUAACUUGUUCUGCUGAUGUUUUUACAAGUUGGUUUGAAAAACAGCACAGACCUACUAAAACUGUAUUUAAGGUUAUAACAACAUGAUCAUCUGUAUUUCCAUCAUAAGAUAUGAUAGCAAUGUCAAUGUAUGUUGACAGAUGUAAAGUAAUCUUCAAUUAUUUUAUAUAGAUUCUCAGUCCGUCUUUUUUCAGCAUAGCAAGCUCAAAAAUCAUCUAUCCUCUUAUUGCCUCACUUUAUUUGCUAAUACAUAUGUAUAGGUCAUCUCAGAGGGAUCAAUAUGUCACUCAUGUAAAAAUGUAGCCAUCAAUAAUAUGUAAUACCAUUGCUUUACACAUUUUACAACUACAGUUUUUAUGUUCAUGUUUUCUUUUAUGUUUUUUUGUACAAUAUGUAAAUAUAUUUGUUUUUUAAAUGUAGAUGAAUCAAACUUUCCUGCUAAUGUAAAAAUCACUUUACUGCUUUGCAGUGUCAUGAGAUGUACAUGCAUUCUAGAAAUGCUAAAUGUUUAAUUUGUGCUGUGAAUGUGUUUUAUGACUCAGUGAUGGUUAAUUUUUUUUUAUAGAUGGUUUGAUUAUUGAUACAGCCUCAGAAGAUGCCCAUAAACCAGCUAACCAUACUGCCAGACAAGCUGUAGAAAGGAAUGAUUGUGUGUGUGUAGUGAGACAGAGAGAGAUGAUUGCAUAUUGAACUCUAUAUAUAUUUGUACACAUAUAUAUUUAUAUGUGUGUGUGUGUGUGUGUGUGUGUGUGUGGGUCCUUAAACUGGAUUUUGUCACUGAUUUAGCCCUGUCUUUUGUGAAUUUUGUUUAAAUAAAUGACUGUUUGCAGCA